Molecule: messenger RNA, 870 nt
Organism: Arxiozyma heterogenica
Lineage: Eukaryota; Fungi; Ascomycota; Saccharomycetes; Saccharomycetales; Saccharomycetaceae
Gene: CAF16
Product: putative ATP-binding cassette family ATPase CAF16
Exons: 1
Coding region: 1-870 (289 amino acids)
Molecular function (GO): ATP hydrolysis activity; ATP binding
Source: RefSeq, a predicted model, not a curated record
AUGGCUGAAUUUGCUGCUGAAGUAGAUGAUUUGACUUAUACAUUCCAUUCAUCGGCUGAACCAUCCUUGUCACGCAUUAAUUUAAAAAUACCAUGGAACACAAGAACCUUAGUAGUUGGUUCUAACGGUGCAGGUAAAUCUACUUUAUUGAAAUUGUUGAGUGGGAAACAUCUUUGUCUAAAUGGUAAGAUCAGAGUCAACGGACUAGACCCCUUUAGUCCAAUUUCAAUGCAAAUUAAUUCUGCAAAGGAGAAUGGUGAUGAAAAUGUUCAAAUUACCACUUAUUUAGGUACGGAAUGGUGCCAUAUGAGCAUCAUCAACAGAGACAUUGGGGUUCUUGAAUUAUUGGAAAGUAUUGGAUUAAACCAUUACAAAGCUCGUGGAGAGAGACUGAUAGAAAUUUUAGAAGUAGAUCUCAAUUGGAGGAUGCAUAGGUUGUCUGAUGGACAAAAAAGACGUGUACAAUUAGUGAUGGGUCUUUUAAAACCAUGGAGAGUCUUGCUAUUAGAUGAAGUCACUGUAGAUUUAGAUGUUAUUGCCAGAUCCAGAUUAUUAAUGUUUUUAAAAGAAGAGACCGAGACUCGUAAAUGUUCUGUAAUUUAUGCUACUCAUAUCUUUGACGGCUUAGCUAAAUGGCCGGAUAAAAUUAUUCACAUUAAGGAAGGUUUUAUUGUAGAGGAGAUAGAUUAUAAAAAUGAUGUGGAAUUUGUCUUACCUGACAAUAAUAGUACUAAUAAUAAUGGAAAUGGUGUUAUUAGAUAUAAUCAAGAUUCUAAACCAAAGAUUUCUGUGAGUAAAGUAGACAGUUUACAUCCAUUAGCCCUUUCCUGGUUGAAACGUGACAAUAAUAUUACAGAUCGAAUCCAAUAA